Aspergillus niger is the source of this 3003-nucleotide messenger RNA. RefSeq lists its product as uncharacterized. The transcript has 2 exons. The record is from RefSeq and is a predicted model, not a curated record. NCBI's taxonomy places the organism in Eukaryota, Fungi, Ascomycota, Eurotiomycetes, Eurotiales, Aspergillaceae. Bases 1 to 3003 code for a protein of 1000 amino acids.
AUGGAAGACCGGCGGGAGAGUACGGUUUGGACGCUCAAUCAAACCAUCUACUGGGCUCAACUGGAGUGCCGGAAAAUCGUAGCACAUGACCACCUGUCUGUCUCCAUCAAUGAGACGUCAAACGAUCCACCGAUUCUCUCGUGGGAUGUAACGGGUGUGCAGCUGCAGGAUAUCCCCGGGACAAACGACACAUGCACAUUGGACUUUCACUACAGUAAUAUUUUCUUCCCGACCACCGAUUAUUUGCAGGUCCGGUACUGGGAGCCCGUGUGGAACAAUCGGUCACAACCCGCCUUCAGCCGUAAAGAAGCAUUUACCACUCACGGCUGCGAUGAUCCCUAUGACCUAUAUGGAGUCGUCAUCUCGGUCAAUGCCACGGUGGCCGGAGCUAAUAGCAUCAGUCAGUUGGGCUCCGAGUUUACUUCAUCUGCCGGCAUCUUCGGCUGCAAGGUUGAAUAUCGACAGGCGGAGGCCAAGGUGUCGAUGCACGCUAACAGCUCAAUCACAAACAUUUAUGGCUAUCCGAAUACCGAGCGGGAGUUAGGAACGGAUCAGUUGAAUAUCGACGCUUUUCAGGAUCUCUUGUCCCAACGAGCACCAUAUACGGGCGAUAUGUUGUUUAUCGAACUAAAUGAGACCACCGGUGAUACCACCGUCACAGAGCUGCCUGUGAUUAGCCAGGACCUAGGCGACCUCGAGCCGCUUCUGGUUUUGGAUGCAUCAACCGUUAUGACGACGGACGAAUUCGAGGGAAAGGUCAAACGAAGUGUAGCUGAAACGUUCGUGCUUACAAUGAGUCGGCUCUUUAACCCCGACCAGGAUCCCACAGAUGCGCCGGCCCAACGGGAGUCCACGCAAGUCGCUAUCUCCGUCGUGUCGUUCGCCUCGUUGUUUUCUGAGGUGAUCUUGGCGAUCGCCAUGUGUCUCACCAUAUAUCUUAUCUAUUUUUACGGAACACGCCCUAACAUCCUACAAAGCGACCCGAGUUCUAUCGGUGCCAUGUGUAGCAUGUUGACUGAUGUCUUUGGACCCUACAACAUCCUUGCGAAUCCUCAGCCCGACUUCCACCAAUUCUCGACGCGGCAGCUACGUCAGGUCUUGCGGAAUUGUUGGCUUCGAUGGCAACAUGGACCCCUGGGACCCCGACUCGAGAUUAUAACUGGAGACGGUUCUCCCGUCACCCUCAGUGAGCAGCUACGGACACGUGUCGACCCUAUGCCACAUUUCUUGGUGAUUCCCAUCUUCAUCAUUGAAUUCCUACUCCUCGCCGCCGUCAUCGCUGUGAUGGGAGUGACAGCAGCUACUCUUGCCCACGACGGAAGUUUUCAACAUCUCUCCCAGUCUAGCUCCAGUUUUCUCCAAGUCAUAACCUCCUUUCUCCCUUCCGUUGUCGCGUCUUCCGUGGCGGCUCUGUGCAACUCGAUCCUUCGCAACAUCAGCAUUCUGGAGCCGUGGGUCCACCUCCAGCGCGGUAUGGCGGCCGCUCACACAUCAAUAUCUAUGAAUUAUGCGUCACAGAAUCCUUGGUCGAUCUUAAGAAAAGCCAUCCGGAACCGACAUUCCCUCUUAAGCCUUGUCUCACUUGCUUGCAUCGCCAACAUCCUGCUGACGGUUGUUGCCGGUGGCCUGUUCACUCAGAGACUGACGCAAUCCUAUCUGCCGUCAACGUCGCUGUACGUGAACUACAGCAACUUCCACUUUCUACGAACAGACUUCGCUCCGGACUUCACGGAGUUCGAUCUCAUCCAGAACAGCGCCACUAGCGGUGUACCAUUAUUGCCCUGGAUGUCUGCGAACCAUUCAUUUGCUCCGAUCAAGAAUACCGACUCGAACCCCGACCUGAUGUACGGGGCGACGACGCUCGGAAUAGGUAGCGAUCUGGACUGCAAGACGUUGGAGACAUCCCAGAACUUGAGAGAAGACGGCCAGGAUAUCUAUUUUGUCUAUCGACCGUCCCAUGAUGUCAGCCGGCAGUGUAGGGUUAACAUGACGUCGCUAGUGCGCCCCAGCGAAGCCAUUGCCCUCUCCAUCCACUUUCUUUCCCCGGUGGCGGACUCAGACACGGAUUUGUGUCAGAUGUCGACGGUGCUGGUGGUUGGACGAUGGAAUUAUACUUCGGAGUCACCUUUCACCGAUGACAACACCAUUGCGCUCCAAUGUGAACCACAUGUGCAACUUCAAAAUUUCUCCGUGACCUUUGACCGACGGGGCCAGAUAUCCGACAUAGAUCCGAUUCCUGGUACGGAAACCACGUCAGGGACCAUGUAUGAAAAUGCGACGAUGGCUCUAGGACAAUUCAACAAGGUCUUUGCCGCCAUUCCUCAGAGCUUUGUAGGGGAGGAACCGGGGCGGAACCGGUCCUAUGUUUCGUCAUAUGACUGGGCAGGGUUUCUCGUGGCCCGUCUCUACCGGCAGCACGAGAAGAUUGUUCCACUCAACGCCUUGGAAUUGAUGACACAGUCGCAGAUUGUGUACCAGUGGGUAUGGAGCACCUACUUCACGAUUUGGCGAAACAUGUAUCUGGUGCCCCUGGAUGAGGUGUUAUGCGCCGGUAAUGCCACGGAGAUCUCCAACACCUGGACCAUGGUCCCGUCGGUGCCCUCGCUGGCCAUGGCGUUGGUGAUCAUUGCGCUAGACACGCUGGUCGUGCUAGUCGUAUUCGGCACCCGUCGCGGUCGGUUUCGAGGGCCCCGGAUGCCACGAUCCAUUGGAGCGAUCAUCCCCUGGGUUGCACACAGUCGCAUGCUGGGUGAUUUUCGCAACACCUAUUCUUGGACUAAUGAGAAACGGAGAGAGCAUCUGACUCGGCUGGACAAGCGCUACGGGUUUCGGAUGUUCCUGCAGGCGGAUGGGCGGUGGCGGUAUGCUGUGGAUGAGGAGGCGGUUGGGCUGGCAGACAAACCACCGGAUGCAGCAGCCGAUGCGGCGAAGGGGCCCGAAGUGAUCGAGAUGCAGCCCAUUGGGGAGGCCAGAAGUGAUCCUGGGCCUGAUCAUCAUGAGUGA